Molecule: messenger RNA, 2476 nt
Organism: Polistes dominula (European paper wasp)
Lineage: Eukaryota; Metazoa; Arthropoda; Insecta; Hymenoptera; Vespidae
Source: RefSeq, a predicted model, not a curated record
CCCUUACGUGCUCAUUCUGUAGCAGACCGUCGAACCGAUCGGACUCUGUUGACGUCGGACUAUUUUGAAAAGGCUAACGCGCGAAAUAUACACAUACACAUAUACACGCGUAUCUAUGCAGUUUUCCAGUCGGCUAAAUAACAGUCAACAAAACAGCAAUUUCUGAUUAGAAUCAGAAGAAGACAAAGAAGAGGAAGUAGAAGAGGAGGAGGAAGAAGAAGAAGAAGAAGAAAGGGAAGAAAAGACGGUGGCUCAGUUAGAACGAUUUCUCUAUUUGGAAAGGCUUGUCAACUGCGGUGUUGAUUUACAUCACCGAUAAAUAACGAUCACCGGAUCCGGCCAAUCGACAUCGAGACGAACGACACGCUUUCCCUAUUUUUUAAGGAAGCAAAAGAAAGAAAAAAAAACGAAAUAAAGACUUACUUUCGAAAUCGACGUGUAUUAUACAUGUAUAUUACGCGUCGUUGAGAAAGAGUCCUUUUUUGAGAAUAACUGAUUACGUUUACGUUUGAUAUCGUAAUCGGUAAUACUAGGGGGUGAUUUUAUUUGAAAAUUAAUUUAAUAUUUUCGAUUAAUCACCUCUGUUGUGUUCUUUAUCCUUCAAUCCAAAGGAAAGAGUUUCUUUUGAAAUUCUUCUUUUUUCGGUAUCAACAACAACUACAUCUUUACCAUCAUCAUCAUCAUCAUCACUAACUACUACCAUCAUACUACCAGCGCUGUUACGGAGUUCUUGAAAAAACUCGUUUUGAACUUUCUAGAAGGCGCGUGGAGUUUCAUUUGAAAGUCAGGGAAAGAAGAGAGAGAGAAAGGGAAAGAGAUAAAAUUUUAUUGAUAAAAAAGAAGAGAAAGAUAGAGAGGAGGAUAAAGGAAACAAGUUGUGGUAAAAAGAAAUAAAAAGGAAGCUUGAAUAAAACUUGAUAAAAAAGAACUCGGCUCUGCUUGUAUUAUCGUAACAACAGAGAUGGCGUUUAUGAUGCCGGUGAUGAAAAAUGAGUGGGACAUUUAUAAAACCAAUCGAAACAGGAGAUCCUCCGAAUGUUCGAAUCCUCGUGCCUGUCGCAGUAGAAAGGUAUCGGAAUGUUCGAAAUCGGCAGGACCGUCCUUGUCGACGUCACCAGGUUCGGAUUUUCUAACCUCACCAGCCCAUCGAUCUGUAUCCUUGACUUCUCGACAUUUCUCUCGAGCAUCAUCAAGAGCGUCUCAGAGCUCGCUUCAGAGCCCAAGCAAAAGUACCGGCUCCUCUCCCCCAAAAACCGGUAGUUCGAAUUCCCUCAACAAGUUUCACAUUUGUCUCGUUGACAAACUUAAAAGAAGCUUGAAAAAAGGAGACGACGAUGAGGAAGAUCAAAGAAACUUAUCAUGAAACAGUCCCGGGGUUUCGAGGCGGACACACGGUCCCGUUUCGAAACCGAUCGAAAUCCGUCGAACUUCGGCACCAGUCGCGACAAUUGAACCGAAUAGCGGUGUGGUGGCGCGAUCAUGUCCGGAUCAACCUUCGGCGUUGUAGUAAAUCUCUAAUAAAUGAGGAAAGAGAUGGGAAACGAAUGAAACAACUUACCCCACCAAACCAAUCAACCAACCAAACUACCAACCAAUCGACAACCAACCGAUCAAACAACCAACCAACGGGAUGAUCAAACUGGAUUGACCAGCUAAGAGAAAAAUAUUCAAAAUGGCGAAUAUGAAGAGAAAUCAGAAUGAUCAUUAAAUCAAUGGGGAUUUGAAUAUCUUAUAAAUUCGAUUAAACAACGACCUUGAAAGUUUAACAACACAUGAUGAUAAUGAUGAUGAUGAUGAUGAUGAUGAUGACAUUUGCUUGCUACAAGGCAAUCUAAAUUCUUUCUCUUUUUCGUUUCCCUUUGAAAAAUUAUUCUUUCCUUUAAUAAACGUUCGAAGAUUUAUGAUUAACGGGAGAUUUCUAUUUUCAAUGAAAUCAUAUACUAUACGUUUAUAUGAAAAGAAGAAAACCAACAAAUGCCAGCCACACCACCCACUUUCCCCUUCUCAAAAUGUUAUUAUCAUCGAUGGAAGGUUCUGUUAUCGAUUUAUUGUGCUUGAUAACGAUUGAGAAAGGAUCUUUUUAAGAUCGUCUAUGAAAUAUGCAGCUUCGUAUUCGAGGCUAACGAACGAAGAAGAAGAAGCAGAAGUAGAAGUAGAAAUAGAAUUUGAAGUAGAAGAAGAACAAAAAGAAGAAGAAGAGGAAGAAGAAGAAAAAGGAAGCUACUUGCUGUUAUGUAUGCAGUUUUCGAUGCAUCUUCUUCCGAUGCAUUCAGACGACUAGGAUCGAGUAUAAAAGAUCGUACGAUAAGAAAACGCACGUUAAAAUACAACGUCGUUGAACGUGAAACGAGAUGGAUUGUCCGUCGAGGGAACGGUCGAAGUCUUCUGCGUCCAUUUCCGCUUUUCUUCUUCGAGAAAAGUGUCUUAUUAUUUGUUUAAACAAUAUAUCAAAAUAAUACACAAGUUUAUUAUUUUA